AUGAAUAAAAAGUCAGUCAAAAAACACUCCAAAAAAAUAAUGUGUGGCAUAAAACUACCUCCUAUUGAAGAAAGUGGCGAUAGUGAUAUUAAAACAAUUUUAGAUGUUGAUCCUCAUUUCUAUUCCUUAGUAGAAGGUAGACCGAUUAGAUCAAAUAAGUCAAUCAGCAAGUAUAAGCAAGACAUUCGAGAUAUAGCUUUAAAAAAAACUCUGCUUGGAUUCUUGAAGGAUGAAAUUUUACGAAUUACGAAGGAAAUUGACACGGAAAGGAAAAUUUAUAACACUACUUCGAAACAUUUUGACGAAUAUCAGCAUAGUUUUGACAAAUUUUUAGCAGAUGAUAAUAAUAAAACAAUUGCGAUAAUGCAAAAAUCCGAUAACUUAGCUAAAGAACUAUCUAAUCAAACGGAAGAGCAUAAACAAGCUAAUUUCGAGUUAGCUACCCUGAAAUCUAAGUUACAGUAUAUUGACGAGACUUUUCAGAUUUUGGUGUCUUUUCAAUGUUUUCUUCAUAAAGCUGCACCUAUUUUAUGGCAAGAAAAACAUAACAUGAACCUAAACAUUGAGCACUUGGAAAUCAUUACUAUGGAAACAGACAUUUUUAGUGAAAUUAAUAAGAAUAUAGUAAAGGAGCGCUUGAGCAAAUAUCCUUUUCCGCAACUUUAUUUUGAAAGUCCUGAACAAUUACUUCAUGUCUUCGAUCUACUAGAAAAACAAAAUUUAAACUACCUUUUAGUAACUGAGGAACUGAAUACUGAAAAAAAUAAAUUUCUUAAAUCGCUUGGAUUUUUAAAGUAUUUAAUACACAAGGAAUUGGAUUGUAUACAAGAAAAGGUUAAAGAAACUGAUGAAAUGAUUUCCUUGAACGAGAAACGUGAAGUAGAACUAAAGGAGGCGUUUUUCCGAAUAUUAGAUAAAGAAAUUCGCCAUUUGGUCUCAUCUGAAAUGGUCUUACAAAUCUUUAAUUACGUUGAAUUCGCCUACGAACAAAUAAUAGCACCGAACGAUGCCAAUCUGAGCUCUUUGGACAUGGCGUUAACUCUUGAAAUGGAAUACAAUAACUUAAUGUUAGAUUUGUCUGCAUUUGAUUUGAAUGUUAUAAAAACUAUUGAAAAAGAAACCUAUGAAAAUGAAAUUAAAGAAAUGAAACAAGCAAUACUUGCAAACAAGUUAUUAAAGGAUGUGGACAAGUUAAGCAAGCGGCUAAAGUCAUCCUACGAACCUAGGCAAUAG
Molecule: messenger RNA, 1233 nt
Organism: Pararge aegeria (speckled wood butterfly)
Lineage: Eukaryota; Metazoa; Arthropoda; Insecta; Lepidoptera; Nymphalidae
Product: cilia- and flagella-associated protein 100-like
Exons: 2
Coding region: 1-1233 (410 amino acids)
Source: RefSeq, a predicted model, not a curated record